CAUAGUGUGCUGUUUGCGCGCGUCUAUUUCUCGUAGUUAACACGACGAUGGCAGAAGUAGCUCCAGCCCCCGCCGCCGCUGCGCCGGCCAAAGCGCCCAAGAAGAAAGCUGCUGCGAGGCCCAAGAAAGCGGGACCCAGCGUCGGUGAGCUUAUCGUCAAAGCUGUUUCUGCUUCCAAAGAACGGAGCGGCGUCUCUCUCGCCGCUCUGAAGAAAGCUCUGGCUGCGGGCGGUUACGACGUGGAGAAGAACAACACUCGCGUCAAGCUUGCUAUCAAAAGCUUGGUGACAAAGGGAACUCUGGUGCAGACCAAAGGUACCGGUGCCUCUGGAUCUUUUAAGAUCAACAAGAAGCAAGCUGAAGCCAAGAAGACGCCCGCUAAGAAAGCCGCGCCUAAGGCGAAAAAAGCGCCCGCCAAGAAACCUGCCGCGGCUAAAAAGCCCAAGAAGGUAGCGGCAAAGAAGCCCGCCGCCGCCGCCGCUGCAAAGAAGUCUCCCAAGAAGGCGAAGAAACCUGCUGCCGCCGCGAAAGCCACCAAGAGCCCUAAGAAAGCAAAGAAGCCGGCCGCCCCGAAGAAGGCAGCCAAGAGCCCCAAGAAGCCCAAGACUGUCAAGCCCAAGACUGCCAAGCCAAAGGCUGCAAAGGCGAAAAAAGCUGCCCCCAAGAAGAAGUAAACGUGCAUGUUUUCAUGUCUUGGUAUCCCCAAAAGGCUCUUUUAAGAGCCACCCACUUUUCUCUUCCAAAGAGCGGUUUUCUUUAAACUCUCGAAAUGAUUACGAGCGAACAAAUACGGCCAGGUGUGUAAUUGGAGUUUAUUUUAACGUGCGAUUUCAUCCAUACAGUAUGACUGAGGACUACUGAAAUUUGGGAGAAAAGGGAAGGUAUUGGGUUUAAAUGGGGUGGCAACAGGAAAAAAGUAUUAUGUAUGGAGUGUUUUUAAUGAGAAUUUGACUGAGAAUGUGAAGGACUUUUGUUGAUGAUUGAUUGAUUGUGUGAUAAAUUCGAAGAUUUGGAAAACGCGAUGUAAGAUGAUUAUUGAGCAAUGUAUAGUACCUGCAGAAACUUUAAACAGAUCGUGUGUGAGUUAAAAGGGUUGAAGACGAUUGAUAGAGGAAAAAAGACAUUUCCCUGGGUUUUUUGGACAUAGAAAUGGAUGAUGUAUAGCUAAUUUACAGAUGUAAAUUGUAUUGUUAAUGUAUAGAGUGAAGGUAGUCUGGGUCCUCCGGUGGAUAUUGUUUGUGAG
Molecule: messenger RNA, 1243 nt
Organism: Electrophorus electricus (electric eel)
Lineage: Eukaryota; Metazoa; Chordata; Actinopteri; Gymnotiformes; Gymnotidae
Source: RefSeq, a predicted model, not a curated record